AUGAUGCGCCUCGCCCUGGGCCCAGCGCGCCUGAUGCCGCGCCAACGCUCGUCCGGCGCGCUUCCGGGGCUGCUUCGGCUCGCGGUCGUGUUGCUCUUCACCUGCUACCAACUCUCGGCAGUCUCGGCCACGGUCUUCAGUUGCGUCGGGUGAGUCGUCGAGCUAGCGCAGCGCACAACCUAUCCCCUUGGCUGGGACAUUCCGCUGACACUUGGCCCCGGCGCUUCGUCUCCUCCCACCCUCCGCAGCGGUACCGUGUACGUCGUCGCGCAUCCCGACGAUGAUCUGCUGUUCCAAUCCCCCGAUCUGUGGACCGAUGUCGUCAGUGGAGCAUGUAUCACCACCAUCUUUCUCACCUCUGGAGAUUCGGGUAAGUCCACUGCAGGGUGACGUCUGGUCGCGCGGGCUCGCGCACGUGACUGACGCUGUUGCCGUGGCCGCUUGAACAUUUGGGACCCAUUUCAGGUGUGGGACUUACGUACGCCAAGGCUCGUGAGAGCGGCAAUGAAGCCGCAAAUUCUUACAUGGCCAACGUGGACGACAGCUGGACAGAGUGAGUGAAAGCAGGGAUGUAGACGCUCAACUGCGCACGCUGAUUUGUCAUUCUGCGUCGUAGAUUCGUUGCCACGUUCGGCGGGCAGCCAGUGCUAGUGCGCACAUUGGUCGGUGCACCCCAGGUACAGCGUGUGUGGUUCCGGCUGCCUGAUGGUAACGUCGAUGGAGUCAGUUUAAGCUCUUGCGCUUCGCCGCCGGGGCUUCAUAGAGAGCCUUUCGGAGGCGAAAGCUGACGAAAAGCGUUGCGUGUUGCUCUGCAGACUGGGUAUGCCCCCAACGGCUACCAAUCGCUUCGUGGCCUCUACUUUGGUUCUAUUUCCAGCAUUUCGAGCGUUGACGGCGGCGCGACCUUCACUCUUGCCACGCUCAAGAAUGCCAUCAGCGACAUCCUGACGGCUCGCCAGGCCAAGAACGUUCGCACUCUCGACCAUCUGAGCGACUACGAUGCUGGCGAUCAUUCUGACCACAUUACGACCGCCAGGAUCACCUCGGCUCUGGUCGGCAACACCGCACCUAGCGCCAACUUUGCCGGCUACAUGGGCUACCCGAUCAACAACUUCGCUCCCACCCUCAUCUCGGGCUCUGCGCAGUUCGUCGCCAAGUCGAACGCGUUCUUCCAGUACACGCCUUUCGACUCGGGUGAAUGCCAAUCUUACUCAGCCUGCACGAGCGCCGGCCGUGGCGAGUCCUACUGGCUGGCUCGACAGUACGUCGUGACGUCGGCGCUGGCGCAGCAGUCAUACACCGGCUCGGCCGAGUCGCCCGUCACCAUUCCCAACGGAACCAACAUCGCCCGCAUCGCCAAUGCUACCGCCUCGAGCUAUGCUGGCCCGACCCAGGUCCCGGGCCGAGCCAUCGACGGAAUUAUCUCGGGCUAUCCGGGCAAUUCGUCGGCGGAGUGGGUUUCCGACGGUGGCACAGCGGGCACGACGUUCUCCCUCACCUGGAACGACACGUACAGUGUCACCUCGAUCGUCUUGUACGAUCGACCCAACGUCAACGAUUGGGCCAAAGGUGGCACGAUCACGUUCGCCGAUGGCAAGAGCGUCUCCUUUGGUGCUCUGGCCAACGAUGGCUCGGCGACGCUCGUCACGUUGUCGCAAACCGUCAUCACGAAUUCGCUGGUCGUCAAGUUUACUUCGGUGUCGGCUGCUACUGGAAGCGUCGGUCUAGCCGAAAUCCAGGUGUUUGGUGACCUUUGUUCUGGGUGCCAGGACACUGGCGGAGCCAUUGAAAACGCAACAACCAUCAGCGCGACGGCCUUUUCGGAUCUCGCGCUGCUGGCCCAGGCGACGGCGUCUUCGGAAGCGAACGGACAAUCGGCGGACCGCGUUAACGACGGUGUCAUCUCGGGUUACCCAGCAAACUGGACCGCCGAGUGGUCUACCAAGGGCCAAGGCGCUGGUGCUUGGCUCAACCUGACGUGGCCUCAGAGUAUUUGGCUCGAUUCGCUCGUCUUCUACGAUCGCCCUAACCUCGGUGAUUGGAUUACGGGGGGGACGCUUGCUUUUGACGACGGCUCGACCGUCACAAUCCCGAGCCUCAACAACGAUGGCUCAGCGACGGUCGUCAACCUGACCAAUGCCGUCACGACGACGUCGUUGCUGUUCACCGUAACCAGCGCGGGCCCUUCUUCGGGAUCCGUUGGCCUCGCUGAACUCGCCGUCUUUUACUCGCAAGGCCAAGUCGGGGGCGUACCCACUGGAUCAAACACCACCUCCAAUACCACGUCCGGCACCACCACCACCACCACAGGCGCGUUUGCUGAUCUUGCUCUCACGGCCUCCGCCUCGGCGUCGUCGGGGGCCAGCGGGCAGACCGCAGACCGGGCGAAUGACGGGGUCAUCUCGGGCUACCCAUCAAACUGGACCGCCGAAUGGGCGACCCAGGGAGAAGGAACAGGCGCAUGGCUCAACCUCACGUGGUCGAGUCACUACAUGGUCGACUCUCUCGUUUUCUACGAUCGCCCCAAUCCCGACGAUUGGAUCACGGGCGGCACGGUCGCCUUCAGCGACGGCACCACCGUCACCAUUCCGAGCCUGAACGACGAUGGCUCGGCCACUGUGGUCAACCUCACCGCGGCAGUCAACACGACCACGCUGCUCUUCACCGUGACGAGCGCUGGACCCUCCUCGAGUUCGGUCGGCUUGGCCGAGCUGGGCGUAUUCUACUCGCAAGCGCAAAGCUCGUCGGGUACGACUGCGGUCUCGGCCACCGUAGGGUCGUCGGAUGCCUACUCGGACCUGGCUCUCACGGCCUCCGCCUCGGCGUCGUCGGGGGCCAGAGGGCAGACCGCAGACCGGGCGAAUGAUGGGGUCAUCUCGGGCUACCCAUCGAACUGGACCGCCGAAUGGGCGACCCAGGGAGAAGGAACAGGCGCAUGGCUCAGCCUCACCUGGUCGAGUCACUACAUGGUUGACUCUCUCGUUUUCUACGAUCGCCCCAAUCCCGACGAUUGGAUCACGGGCGGCACGGUCGCCUUCAGCGACGGCACCACCGUCACCAUUCCGAGCCUGAACGAUGAUGGCUCGGCCACUGUGGUCAACCUCACCGCGGCAGUCAACACGACCACGCUGCUCUUCACCGUGACGAGCGCUGGACCCUCCUCGAGUUCGGUCGGCUUGGCCGAGCUGGGCGUAUUCUACUCGCAAGCGCAAAGCUCGUCGGGUACGACUGCGGUCAACACGACGCUGACGUCGACAACGACGACCAGCUCGGGCACCGUAGGUUCGUCGGAUGCCUACUCGGAUCUGGCUCUCACGGCCUCCGCCUCGGCGUCGUCGGGAGCCAGCGGGCAGACCACAGACCGGGCGAAUGACGGGGUCAUCUCGGGCUACCCAUCAAACUGGACCGCCGAAUGGGCGACCCAGGGAGAAGGAACAGGCGCAUGGCUCAACCUCACCUGGUCGAGUCACUACAUGGUCGACUCUCUCGUUUUCUACGACCGCCCGAAUACCGAAGAUUGGAUCACGGGCGGCACGGUCGCCUUCAGCGACGGCACCACCGUCACCAUUCCGAGCCUGAACGAUGAUGGCUCGGCCACCGUGGUCAACUUGACGACCGCCGUCAAGUCUUCGUCUUUGCUCUUCACCGUGACCAGCGUCGGGCCCUCUACCGGCUCGGCCGGAUUGGCCGAGCUGGGCGUAUUUUACUCAAAGUCGCAAACCCCCGACCUCGUCAUGAACAACACGACUUAUGUCCAGAGCAACAACACGGCCACCACGAGCAACUCGACGUCUGCGAUCAUCUCACUGACCACGGACACCAGCGUGGAUCUCGCGUUGAACGCGACCGCGACCGCGUCCUCGAGCGCGUCCGGCCAAGAACCCGACAAGGCCAACGACGGCAAGGUCAGCGGCUACAAGGAGGACGGCUCGGGCAUCUGGCAGCAAGAGUGGGCGACCGAGGACCAAACCGUUGGUGCUUGGCUCACGCUGACGUGGCCUUCCAACGUCGAGAUCAACGAGGUCGUCCUGUACGAUCGUCCCAAUCUCGCCGAUCAUGUCACGGCUGGUACGCUCACUUUCAGUUCUGGUGCGGUCGUGUCGUUCGGCGCGCUCGCCAACAACGGCUCGGCUACCUCUGUCGCCCUGGCGCAACCCAUCAUUGCAUCGGUCUUGACCUUGACCGUCACCGGAGCCUCGCCCUCGUCGUCGAACAUCGGGUUGGCGGAAAUCAUGGUCUACGGCGCCGUGCCCGUCAACACCUCGGCAAAUUCGACCGGCAGCGCCAACUCGACGUUGACCAAUUCCACCGUCGAGACCAGCUCGGCGCUCGGAGCCGUCAACGUCAACUCGACCUUGGCCAACUCGACCCUUUCCAACUCGACCCUGGCCAAUUCAACCCUGGCCAACUCGACUCUGACUAACUCGACGCUUGCGGGAAACGCAAGCCUGACUAAUUCGACACUGGCCAAUUCAACUUUGACGAAUUCGACGCUUAGUAA
This is a messenger RNA of Microbotryum saponariae, 4501 nucleotides long. The record is from the annotation of a GenBank genome assembly. NCBI's taxonomy places the organism in Eukaryota, Fungi, Basidiomycota, Microbotryomycetes, Microbotryales, Microbotryaceae.